Molecule: messenger RNA, 975 nt
Organism: Sorex fumeus (smoky shrew)
Lineage: Eukaryota; Metazoa; Chordata; Mammalia; Eulipotyphla; Soricidae
Gene: TAFA4
Product: TAFA chemokine like family member 4
Exons: 6
Coding region: 168-575 (135 amino acids)
Biological process (GO): phagocytosis; macrophage chemotaxis
Molecular function (GO): receptor ligand activity
Source: RefSeq, a predicted model, not a curated record
GGCUGCUUUGCGGGCGCCCGCAGGGAGGAGGCACGGUCUUCCAAGCUAAUUUUUUGGAACUGCAGAAAUGGUUGAUUCUAGCCACAAACAGGAAUUUGUAGUUGUUCUGAACUAUACCCUGGAUUAAUUGUGUUUGAUUGGAACCAAAGCUUAAGACAUCUCCAAGGAUGAAAGUCUAUGCUAAGUCUGUGUUGCUGUCACACUGGCUCUUUCUGGCCUAUGUGUUGAUGGUGUGCUGUAAGCUGAUGUCCGCCUCGAGCCAGCACCUCCGGGGACACCCAGGUCAACACCAAGUCAAACAAGGGACCUGUGAGGUGGUUGCUGUGCACAGAUGCUGUAACAAGAACCGCAUAGAAGAGCGAUCACAAACCGUUAAAUGUUCUUGUUUCCCAGGACAGGUUGCUGGCACCACUCGGGCUCAGCCUUCUUGUGUUGAAGCUUCCAUUGUGAUUCAGAAAUGGUGGUGUCACAUGAAUCCUUGUCUGGAAGGAGAGGAUUGUAAAGUGUUGCCAGAUUACUCAGGUUGGUCCUGUAGCAGUGGCAAUAAAGUCAAAACUACAAAGGUGACACGGUAGCAAACAGAGGUUUGCUUCAAUUCCAGAGGAUUGACAGGAUGCAGAGCUCUCUUGUUUGGAUUACAGUCCUGUCCACGUUGUGGGAAAUGGUCUUUCUUGGAUUUCAGCAACAUCACAUUUGCAUAUGUGUGCUGUAAAGUGGCGUUCACGUAACUGUCUCUGCCCUUUCUACUUCAUGAUCUUAUUACAUUGAAUUAUAAACACAGGCUGCCAAAUUGAUGCCCUAUCUGCAUUCCCUGGGAACAUACCUCCAAGACAACCUGGAUGAACAAUUCAGAGACUUUAAAAUGGAUUGCCACUGAAGAAUUUGUUUUCAAUUUCUUUCUGCGAUUACAAAGGAACAUGGAUAUUUGUUUCACUGGCUCCUCGUUCUGUUUCUUUUUUAAAGUUUUCUGCUAGC